CGUCGCUGCUUGCUACCGGGGUAACGGAGUUUUGAGGUUUGUACGGAAUGUUGCCGGUGUAGCAGGAACUCCCGCCAUUUUUCAAUCAGCUAUAAACACUCUUGUUUGUUUAUGUAAUCGGCAAGUCCCUCAAAACAGUAUCUACGCGGUCUAUAUUCGCUGCGGAUAGGGGAUUGGUACGUCGCUUUGGUCUGCAGAAUCGACUACAGCACGGACCUGAGCGGCAUAAGAAAAGCCCGCCAUACCAGCUCUGACGGGCCGCCUUUCGCGCCUCCAUCGCCGAGACUCAGGAGCUUCCGUUCUCUCCUCACGCUCUCUUCAGGCAUCCCACCAUGACCCCACCGGCUCCCCCAAACCAGCGGAUUUCACACCGGGAGAUAUAACUGCUCAACAAAAUCGUACUUUUGUUUUCACGCGCUUCGUCAAAGUAACUCAAGUAAAGCAGCGCGCGCUAGCCUAGCCCGAUGCUACGCCGCUGAGACGCGCGGUUUCACGGCAUAUUCAGUUUGAGCUGAGAUUGAGCGGACGGAUUAGUUCAGUAGUUCACUUUGCAGACACGUCCAGGACCACAGCGAGCCCGCGAUGGCACCGUUACUAGGCCGGAAGCCGUACCCGUUGGUUAAGCCGCUGUCGGAGCCGCCGGGCCCAGCAGAGGAGGUGUUCAUCAUCGAGCACACCAAAGAGGCCUUCAGGAACAAAGAAGAGUAUGAAGCUCGACUGCGCAGGUAUGCAGAGCGGAUAUGGACAUGCAAAAGCACCGGCAGCAACCAGCUCACACAUAAAGAGGCUUGGGAAGAAGAACAGGAGGUCACAGAGCUGCUUCAGGAGGAGUAUCCCGUGUGGUUUGAGAAGCCUGUUCUGGAGAUCGUGCACCAUAACACAGUUUCUCUGGAUAAACUAGUGGAUCUGGCCUGGUUGGAGAUUCUCACCAAGUAUGCUGUGGACGAGGAGUGCGACUUCUUGGUUGGCAAGGAUAAGACGUUGCGUGUGAAAGUGGUAAAGAUUCAUCCGCUGGAGAAUCCUCCAGAAGAAAAUGUGGAGAAAAAGCUGGAAGGAGCUUGUGAUUCUCCGUCCAGUGAUAAAGAGAACGCUAGUCAGGAGAACCAGAAGAAGGAGCCGCAGUCCAAAGAGGAGGACAGCAGGAGAGAGAGUCUCUCUGAUAGGGCCCGCCGCUCACCCAGGAAACUCCCAACCAGUAUGAAAGAAGAGAAGAAGAAAUGGGUCAUGCCCAAAUUUUUGCCCCACAAAUAUGAUGUCAAACUUCUGAAUGAGGACAAAGUGAUAAGUGACGUCCCUGUAGACAGCCUGUUCAGAACUGAGCGGCCCCCCAACAAAGAAAUAAUGCGCUACUUCAUCAGACACUACGCUCUGAGGUUAGGCUCAGGAGAGAGCGCCCCCUGGGUGGUGGAGGACGAGCUGGUGAAAAAGUACAACCUGCCAAGCAAAUUCAGCGACUUUUUACUGGACCCUCAGAAGUUUUUUGCAGAACAUCCUUCAGCUAAGAGGAAAAGCAUGAGCUCACCGGAAGGUAAACCCAAUAAGAAGCUGAAGACUGCAGAGACGGGAAAAGACAGCGAGGGAGUAAAAGUAAAAGGGGAAAAGAAGAAAAAGAAAAAAGAUUCCCAGAACAUACCUCUCAGCCCAAGCCUCUGGAGUCAUAUGCAGGUGAAGAAAGUUAAUGGAUCUCCUUUAAAAAUGAAAAACUCAGGUACAUCUAAGAAAUGUGAUGGAGAAAACAUCCUCAGCACUCCAAAAUCAAAUAAAAAGCAAGGAGACAAAAAAUCCACUGACCCCAAAAAGAGCCGAAAGAGUGGCGUCACCAAGACUCCCAAUGGCCAGAAGCUCUCCAGAAAGGAAGACAAAAGCGCUGGAAGCGCCAAGAAACCCAAAAUGAAGCAGAUGACCCUUUUGGAUCUCGCCAAAAGCCCACCUGCAGCAGCUAGCCCAAAAAAGCAAAGCCGACGUUCAAGUACUGGCUCUGCUAAGCUGGGCAAACCGUUGCCGCCCAUGGCCUUACAUCUCCUUCGGUUUUACAAGGAGAAUAAAGGCAAAGAAGACAAGAAGGCCACUCUGUCCUCUCUGAUGUCUAAGGCAGCAAAAGCGCUGUCCGCAGAAGAUCGUGGCAGGCUUCCUGAGGAGCUGAAAGAUCUAGUUCAAAAACGCUGGGAACUACUUGAGCAGAAACGCCAGUGGGCCCUUAUGACCGAGGAGGAGAAACAGGAUGUUCUGCGGAAGAAGCGCCAGGAAGUCAAGGAGAAACUGCGUGAGAAAGCCAAAGAGCGGAGAGAGAAAGAAAUGCAGAUGAGGCGGGAGAUGUCCCGUCGUUACGAAGACCAGGAGCUCGAAGGCAAGAGCUUGCCGACGUUCCGUUUGUUCGACAUGCCCGAGGGGCUUCCCAACACCCUCUUUGGUGACAUAGCCAUGGUAGUCGAGUUUCUUCACUGCUACUCUGGCCUCCUGAUGCCUGAUGACCAGUAUCCCAUCACCUCCGUCGCUCUGAUGGAGGCUUUAGCUGGAGAUAAGGCGGGUUUCCUGUACUUGAACCGUGUGCUGGUGGUGCUGCUGCAAACACUUCUGCAAGAUGAACUGGCCGAAGGUUACAGUGAACUGGACAUGCCCUUAUCGGAAAUCCCUCUGACCAUGCACUCCGUAUCCGAGCUGGUGCGCUUGUGUUUGAGGCCAACGGAUGCCCAUGAAGAAGAGAGCGGCCGCGGCUCAGACGACUGGCAGCCCGGUGCUGGCUACGAUGACGUGGUGAGCAGUGAGUUCUUGGAAAAGCUUGAGACGUCGGAGGUGUUUGAACUGACCUCUCAGGAGAAGGUCAGCCUGCUGGUGGCGCUGUGUCAUCGUAUCCUCAUGACCUAUUCGGUGGAGGACCACGUGGAGGCCGUGCAGCAGCGGUCAGCCGAGCUGUGGAAGGAGCGGCUUGCCGCGCUUAAAGAAGUCAAUGAACGUAAGAAGGCAGAGAAGCAGAAACGCAAAGAGCAGAUGGAGGCAAAAACCGAUGCUAGUGGAGACGUACUAAUGAGGGCAGAGAGGAGGAAAGAUUCAAAUGUGAAAAAAGAGACCCCCAAGGUCCCCGCCAAAGUGGAACCAGAGCCGGAGGACAUGAUCAGCACCGUGAAAAGCAGACGUCUGAUGUCCAUUCAGGCCAAGAAAGAAAAGGAAGAGCAGGAACGGCUAAACAAAGAGCGUAUGGAGAGGGAAGCGGAGGAGGAGCGAAUCAGAAGGCAGAAAGCUGCAGCAGAGAAAGCCUUCCAGGAUGCCGUCAGUAAAGCGAAGCUGGUGAUGAAGAGAACUCCACUGGGUACUGACCGCAAUCAUAACCGCUACUGGCUGUUCUCUGAUGUGGUUCCCGGCCUGUAUAUCGAGAAGGGCUGGGUUCAUGAGAGUAUAGACUACACAUUCACUCUUCCUCCUGAAGAGGAGCCGCCGUCGACAGAGGAAGACAAAGAGGAGGAGACCGAAGAUGGAGAGAAAGAGGAUGAGGGCAGCAUAGUCAGCACUUCUAAUGAAAAUGGUCAGCAGGGGGCACCAGUGCCUGAGACCUGUAUUGAGACCACCGUGCCCAAACAAGGCCAAAACCUCUGGUUUGUGUGUGAUUCACAAAAAGACCUCGAUGAGCUAAUAGAAAGUCUUCACCCUCAGGGAGUAAGAGAGAGUGAACUCAAACUCAGGCUUCAGGUUAAUUAUCAGGACAUCUUGCAUUCCAUCCAUCUGACGAAAAAAGGUAACCCAGGCCUGAAGAGCUGUGACGGAUACCAGGAGCUGCUUAAAUACUUGCGCAGUGACAUUAUCGAGGUAGCCUCCCGUCUCCAGAAAGGAGGACUUGGAAACAUGGAGGACACGUCUGAUUUUGAGGAGAGGGUGCAUGACCUGGAGAAGCUGCAGGACUUUGGGGAGUGUGUGAUCACUCUGCAAGAGAGCGUGAUCAAGAAGUUUCUGCAGGGCUUCAUGGCACCCAAACAGAAGAAGAAAAAGAAGACUGGGGGAGAGGAGAGCACGACGGCAGAGGAAGUGGAUGAUCAGAAGAGACUGGCUGAAGAGGCCAGGGUAGCAACAGCGGUGGAGAAGUGGAAAACUGCCGUCCGUGAAGCUCAGACUUUCUCUCGCAUGCAUGUUCUGCUCGGCAUGCUGGAUGCCUGCAUCAAGUGGGAUAUGUCUGCAGAGAACGCUCGCUGUAAAGUGUGCCGCAGGAAAGGAGAGGAUGAUAAGUUGAUUCUGUGUGAUGAGUGUAAUAAAGCCUUCCAUCUGUUCUGUCUGCGGCCGGCACUAUACCGUAUACCGGCGGGUGAGUGGCUGUGCCCUGCCUGUCAGCCGACCGUCGCCCGACGCAGCUCUAGGGGCAGAAAUUAUAAUGAGGACACUGAGGAAGAGGAUGAUUCAGAGGAAGAAGAUGAAGAAGAGUCUGAAGAGGACGAAUCAGAAGAAGAAUACAGGGACACGGGCCACAGCUUGAGACCUAGGAAGAAGGUGAAGUCGUCUUUGAAGCCCAAAAUGCAGAGUAAACCACCACAGAAGAAGCAUUCGCCUUCUAGUGCCAAAUCAACUCUCAGACCUUCUUCCAAGCCAGAUCCAAAAACUUCACUCAGAUCUGCGUCCAGAACAGAUCUUAGACCUGCUCCCAAAACUGAUCCUAAACCUGCAUCCAAACAGUCACCUAAAUCACGACCUAGACCAAGCAACCCUGCAGACAUCGAUGAGCUGGUCCGCCAGAGCUCCAAGCCUCUAUCGAAGAAACAAGCUGUUGAGCUGGAGAAAUGUGAGGAGAUCCUUCAGAAGCUGAUCAAAUACAGACACAGCUGGCCCUUCAGGGAACCCGUGUCUGCUGAAGAGGCCGAGGAUUAUGGGGACAUCAUCAGCUGUCCGAUGGACUUCACCACCAUGCAGGACAAGUUCAAAUCCUCCCAGUACCAGAGCGCCAGCGAUUUCCUUGAGGACGUGAAGCUCAUCUUCUCAAACGCAGAGGAAUACAACCAGCCCAACAGCAACGUCCUGACCUGCAUGACACGCACCGAGCAGGCGUUUAUUGAGCUAGUGCAGAAGAUCCUCCCUGGGAACGUCUACGUGCGACGCAGAACACUCAAACGCCAGGCCGCUCACUCUGAAGAGGAUGACGAGGAAGAGGAGGAGGGCAGGAAGAAGAUACAAAAUGGGAAGCAAAGGAGAACCAGACAGGAGGAAGACUCUGGACGGAGGAAGACCAGACAGCGGAAACAAGCUGACAGCGAAAGUGAGGAAGACGAGGAGGAAGACGUGACUGUGAGAAGGAAGAGCAAGCGGACAAAUCGCAAAGAUUACCGGGAGCAGGACAGCGACAAUGAGAGGGACAGCAGGAGAACUAGAUUGAGACGGACUGCACGAGGUGUGACUGAUGACAAGGAGGCCAGCAGUGACGAGGACUCGGGCGUCCAGCGACAUUCCAAGAGGCUCAAGCGAUCAUGAAGACCAGGGUGCUUUUUUGUGUUGUUUGUAUUCUUUUUCGUAUCCCCUCCUUAUUAAUUAGAAGGCGAAACGGGCCGCCCCAAACCCGCUGCAUAUCGGGCAGAACCUUUGCUCAUCCCGAUGUAGAUGUUUGUUUAUUUGACUUUUUGGAAAUUUUUAUGUUAAUAUUGGAGAAAAAAAAAACUGAUUUAUAUUUGUAAGUUGAUUAAUAACGGUGACAUUUAGGUUUUUCCAACCUGAAGAUUUGCAUUGAAAGAGAUGUCAUCUACUUGAGCUCUUAAGACUUUUUUUCAUUUGAUAUUUGGCCUAAAAAAAAACACUUGUAUCCCAAAAAAGGUUGUAAUUGGGUUGCAGACGCCCCCAAGCCAUGUCUCAUUUUGAUGAUUUGAGGGGUUCCACUGUAAAAGUUCUAAAUUGAUUCAGAGUGAAAACGAUCCUUUUGCAUAGACCUUCAUGCAGCCUUUUAUUAACCAGUGACCAUCCAGAACAGUGAAACUGGCCUUAUGUGUUUUCUGUGUCUCGUAAAAGCCGUUUCAUUGGCACUAAACCCCCAAGGUGGUAUGGCAUUGAACUAAAAGUCUUUAUUUUUGAAUGUGCCACCAGAUUUUUCUUUUCUUUAGUUGUUUAUUAUUUUGGCUGUUUUACAAUAAAAGCUGUCAUCCUUGAGUUUGGUUAAACAACUUCUGUUUUUGAAAAUUAGGAGACCACUGGUCCUGUUUAUUGGCAUCUAAUGAUUCCCGUAAAACCUCAUGCUGCUCUUAUUCCCUUGAAACCAGUAGGUGGCACUCUACUACAGUGGUCUUCGAAAGAAAAGCUCCCCUUGGUGUAAAACUGACAUUUGAAUGUUUACAUCCCCACUAAAGACCUUGGCAAUGAUCAGUUGAACCUAAAAUCAAGGUGGUCAAGUCAGAUGUGAAUCCGGUUUUUGCAAACACUCGAAAUUCUAGGAUCUAAUGGGCACACAUUGCUUUAAUGCAUCCACAUGUGAGUGUAUAAUCAGUUUGUCAAAAAUACCUUAACGGUCUUUCUUUUUUAUAGUAAUAUGUAAAUAAUAAGCUUUGACUAUAUUUUGGUUUUUGAUCAUAGCCACGGAAGCCUCAGUUUAAGAUGUUUGUCCACAGCAUGUGCUGCUCAGGGCUUUAUUAACGCAUUUUUAAAGGAGGUUUCUGCUUGACCCCCCCCCCCCCCCCCCCCCCUAUGAUAGUGAGGCCACUAUCAUAACCUGCUUGUCCUGAUUCAUGAUGUUCUGUGGGCCUGACAUCAUUUAUAUGUAUACCUUUUUUGUUUAGUAUCAUUUCCAUAAACGUUCUGCUGCAUCUUA
Carassius auratus (goldfish) is the source of this 6766-nucleotide messenger RNA. RefSeq names its product tyrosine-protein kinase BAZ1B-like. The record is from RefSeq and is a predicted model, not a curated record. Gene Ontology annotation, cellular component: WICH complex. Lineage: Eukaryota; Metazoa; Chordata; Actinopteri; Cypriniformes; Cyprinidae. Bases 583 to 5445 code for a protein of 1620 amino acids. Gene Ontology annotation, biological process: chromatin remodeling; DNA damage response. Gene Ontology annotation, molecular function: histone binding; histone H2AXY142 kinase activity. The transcript is spliced from 18 exons.